UAUGAUUGAGUAGUGGACGAGGAGAAAACAGUAGCGUAAAAUAAGCAAGAGAAGCAUUUAGAGUCCCAAUUAUGCGCACAGUUUAUGAUGACAUCAAGUCAGUAGGUAGGAGAGGUGUGUGUGCGUGUGCGCAUGUUGGAGAGCCGCUGUGCGUCUAGAAGGCGUUUAACAAGGUGGUCCCCCGUUAAGCACCAAUUAAUUUAUCGCAGAAUAAAACAGUUAAAGGGGGAGAAGACGGAGAGGAAUCAGUAGGGACUGUGGCGGCUCUGGAGAGCUGUCACUUUCUCUGUGCAUGUGUGUGAAGGGAGAGGGAUUAUCAUUACGCACGUUAUGCGGAGCGCAGUUUUGGUGAUACAUUCAGUCGGAGAAUGUGCAGCGGGGAGCAGUGAGAGUCAGCUCGGACAUUCAACGGCAUAAUUAGUGCAGCAAGAGAAGGGGAUCCGGGUGGUUUGGGGGGGUGGGGGGUUCUGCACAACACACAGUUUCGAAACAUUGAGAAUUUUAUUUAUUUGAAUGAAUGCUCCCUCACUGGUGCAGAGUCAAAGUCAACGAUGCGCACCGCUGAACAAAGGAUUUAGGGCAAAAUGAUCAAGAAUCUUUUCCACAUUUAAAUCGUGACACCCCGGUAUAUAUCACCUUUCCCGUUGACAAGACACGGCAUUCAUGCCCAUUCUACCUCUGAGGACAACGGACACGGGCUGAAUAACCGGGAUCCUCUGGUUUGAAACCUGGAGCAGGAGGAAUCAUCUGGUCUGAUCGAGUACAAGUCCAUGUGGAUGGAGCGAGGAUACGCAAACACAGCGAGCGGAGCUGGUUCCGAAAUGUGACAUUUUUAAUUCUGCUUCCCAUCAUACCUGACAACUGUGAAUCUGUCUUCGUUUUCAAUCGGACUUUACAUUACGAUUAAGAGAUGGCGUUCCUCCCAGUCUUCCUCCUGCUGUUGCUGAUUGUCACUCAUCGUGCCAGCAGUCAAGACCCUGAGGAUUCUGAGGCUCUCCCAAGAGGCUGUGGCUGGGGCCUUGUGCGUCCCUACACCCUGCUCUGUGACCUGGACUCUAUAUGGGGUGUGGCUGUUGAAUCAGUGGCUGCUGGUGGGGUGCUGGCCGCCAUCUUUCUAGCCCUGGUCCUGCUGUGCCGUUUACGCCACAUCAGUGAGGCUGAGAAGCGCAGUGGUGUGGGACCCAUCCUCUUGCUGCUCCUUGGCAUCCUUGGCUUGUUUGGCCUGAGCUUUGCUUACCUGAUCGAGCAGGAUGAGUCGUUAUGUCUGCUUCGCAGGGCCCUCUGGGGUCUUCUGUUUGCCAUCUGCUUCUCCUGCUUGCUGGUGCAGGGUGUCCGUCUACGCAGGCUGGGCAGGGAGCGUCGGAGUCUUGGUGGCUGCGCUUUGACAGGCCUGGCCCUGGGUUUGAGUGCUGUGCAGGGUAUCAUUGCUGCAGAGUGGCUACUUCUGACCGUGCUGAGAGAGGGAAGAGCUGCCUGUCAGUAUCUGCCUCUGGACUUCUCACUGGCUUGCAGCUAUGUGCUAGCCCUCCUACUAGCUGCGCUGACAGCUGCCUCUCUGGCCCUGUGUGGGAAGACAUGUCAGUGGCGCUGCAAUGCCAUCUGGCUGCUGGUGACCUGCCUGCUGUCACUGCUGCUGUGGGUGGCCUGGGUGGGCUUCUAUCUGUAUGGCAACGCCUGGCUGGGGAAGUCUCCGGACUGGAAUGACCCGGCACUGGCCAUUGCUUUAGUGGCUCAGGGCUGGCUGCUGCUAAUCUUCCAUGCCAUUCCCGAAUCCCACAUCUGCCUGAGACCCCCGCCACAGCCCACUGCCCCGGAUUACUUUGACACCUCCCAGAACUCAACACGAAUGAGGGAGACCAGCUUUGAUGAAGACAUCCCUCUCUCUCACAGGCAGUUUGUGGAGAACCAGGGCUACGGAUACAAUGAUGAAAACACUGCAGGCUUGAGGAGCGGUGGUGGUGCUGGGCAACAUAACAGUAACACCGGCACCAGGCCCAGUGCUCCUUUCCGCAGCAACGUUUACCAGCCCACUGAGAUGACCAUGAUCCUGAACGGGGGAGCGGUGAGUACAUCCUCCCAGGCACAGGUGCCCUCUGCCCCUCCGACCUACACGGGGAGGCAGCUGUGGUGAGUGAGAGGAUGUGAGGUUCAAAAUGAAGAGAAGAGGAUAGAGAGGGCGAGGAGGGAGGGGUCCAGCUGGUUGGACUGAACCUAAAAGAUGCCAAGGGCCCUUUUGCUCUGUGUAGAGACUUUACUGGCUGUGUGAAAAUCAACUGUUGUAUGAGUGUGUGUGAGACUGAGAGAGGUUUGGUUUGGAGGACAGAGCUCAAGCUCUUCUAGCACACAAAUCUCUGUAGAAGUGUUUAAAAGUGUGACCAACAAGUAGUGAAACAAAACACACUGACUCCGAGCUAAAAAUAUCAACAUGCAGUAUUCUUUUCCCUUUCGUUUGAUUUACUCCCCCUGUGAGACUACAGCACUGUAAGCAUCCUUGAAAACUGUGAUAUCUAUUGCUUUUUCCUGCUCUAUCUCACUUCCUGACAGUCGAGAUGUCUUUUCUGCUCCUCUUCACAAUGCUGGCGCUCAAGUGGAAACAUUUGGCCCUGUCCUCCAUCCAUCCACAGCACAGGUGGAGAGAGAGCACACGGGCUACUGUACAGCUUGAGCACUGCCCGCUUAAAAAGAAUCCAGCCUCUGUGGAUGCAUAUAUACAGUAUAUGAGAAGAAGUAGUGUGUGAGUAUUCCCCACAUCGCAACUCUACCACUGCUAACUUCUCUCUACAGACUGUUCACCCCAGCCAUUCUCCUCUCACUCUAUCUCUAGUAAAAGAUCCACAUUUCUCUGUGAAUAUGACACAUGACUCUUCUCACUUGGCCUCAUCCUUCCACCUGCAUGGACACUUUGAAAAACAAAAUGUGAACUGUGGUCGGAAAAGAAGUCCCACCCGUGACCGCAAACACAGCAAAAACACAACACAAGCAGCCUAGAGCACCUGAAGAGGAAUGCACGCUGCUAAUGAACUGCUGUUAAAUAAACGACGGCACUGAGCGGAUUGUGAUUGGACGAUGAGGCCGUCGGUCAUCAGUAGGGAGGCGCUGCUUCAUGAAUCUAGGUCAGACUGUUGUGCUGCUCUCCCACAUCUCCGUUGGCCACUGGCGGUUUGAACCAGCCAGGAGAAACUGCCACUUUAUAUCUGCAGGAAACAGAGCAAGGAAAUGGCUUGAGAAUGAAACAGUGUCCUGUUCUUAGUUCCUCUAAAUGUGUUUUUGUGGGCAUUUGUGAGUGUCGUGAUUUUAUGCAUGUCAGGAGUUGACGGGGAAAAUUCAGAGUCAAGGUUGCUUUUUGGUGCUAACUAUUCCCCCACACAACUUCCCAAUGAGGCGCAGAACUACAGGGACAACACUGAUGCUGAUGCAGUAGACAAAACGUGAGCAACAGACUAUUUAUAGAGAGCUGUGGCUGGCGUGUGGAGAUAUCCUAGAGCCUUAGAAUGAUCAGAUUUACAGUGCAAGGUAGAAAGAGGGAGAUCAAAUGUAAGAGGUGCAGAAGGGAGGCUGGGAGGGGGAAGAGUGAGAGGAAGAGGAUAACAAGAGAGACAGGGUCCAAGGGGAGUCCAUGCGACAGACUUCCUUCAGUGAGCCUCCAAUCUGUGUGAGAAAAUGGCUCCCUGUUCGGUCUGUGUGUGUUUGUGUGAUGUGGGGGUGGCCGUGCUGCUCUGCUCUGUGUGGUUGUCGUUAUCUUGCAAAGUGUAUCUCCUUCCUCCUCCAGCACCUCAUCCUCCUCCUGUCUCCCUGUGGUCAGCUGUAGCUCAAGUCCCCGUGCCAAGAAGGAUUCUUGUUUCACUGGAGUCUUC
Molecule: messenger RNA, 3854 nt
Organism: Monopterus albus (swamp eel)
Lineage: Eukaryota; Metazoa; Chordata; Actinopteri; Synbranchiformes; Synbranchidae
Gene: gprc5ba
Product: G protein-coupled receptor, class C, group 5, member Ba
Exons: 4
Coding region: 911-2131 (406 amino acids)
Biological process (GO): G protein-coupled receptor signaling pathway
Cellular component (GO): intracellular membrane-bounded organelle; signaling receptor complex; extracellular exosome
Molecular function (GO): G protein-coupled receptor activity; protein kinase activator activity; protein kinase binding
Source: RefSeq, a predicted model, not a curated record